AUAAUAAUAUCUCCCCCUCCCCCCCUCCCCACUCGAGAAAUGGCUCUUCUUCAAGGAUGGGAACUUCUCCCUGACCCUGAUGACCACGGAUCUCUUCAAAUCCAUGAUCAUGGACUCAACACUUCUCUUCUCCACAUGGAUUACUUCAUCUGCCCUCCCCAAUCAAUUCAUCCUCAUCAACCUCCUCCACCUAUUCCCAACCUACAACUACAAGAUCAUCACCCACUCAUCACCAAAACUCCCCUCCCCAUCAUCAAUAUCACUCCUCCAGAUGCAUCACCAAAGAUUAAUAAAUCUUUUACCACUACUCAAGCUGAUCAACAACACCACAAAUUCAACGAAACUGGAUUCAUGAUGAGAUUAGACUCCAACACCACUUGGGUGAUCAUGCCUCAGCCUCAGAUUGACGGUGCCGCACUCCUUCAUUCCCAGGAAAACCAAGACCCUUGUAAAGCCGAUUCAAAAACGCCGGUGAUCAAGAAAAACAACACGAAGCUGCCAUUCGAACUUGAAGGUGGUUUCAACAUAUGGAAAUGGAGUUUUAAUGGGUUGGGUGCAAUUUGCUCAUUUGGAGUAGCUGCUGCCACUUUUUGCCUCAUCAUUUUCAGCACCCACCGGAACAAGAAACAUCCUCACCGGAAUCAGAGCCUUCAAUUUCAGAUUUACAACACUAACAAGCAGAGGAUGAAGCAAGUAAUUCACCAGGCAAGUAAGCUAAAUGAAGCAGGCAGAGGAGAUGGCUCCACCACUUUUCGGGGGGGGGGGGGGGGGGUUGGCGUAAAAUUUGUGUAA
Messenger RNA from Sesamum indicum (sesame), 792 nucleotides. The record is from RefSeq and is a predicted model, not a curated record. NCBI's taxonomy places the organism in Eukaryota, Viridiplantae, Streptophyta, Magnoliopsida, Lamiales, Pedaliaceae.